Molecule: messenger RNA, 1494 nt
Organism: Penicillium maclennaniae
Lineage: Eukaryota; Fungi; Ascomycota; Eurotiomycetes; Eurotiales; Aspergillaceae
Exons: 7
Coding region: 1-1494 (497 amino acids)
Biological process (GO): positive regulation of transcription by RNA polymerase II
Cellular component (GO): nucleus
Molecular function (GO): transcription cis-regulatory region binding; DNA-binding transcription factor activity
Source: RefSeq, a predicted model, not a curated record
AUGAGAGUGGCCAAAGGCUGCCGUCGGUGUCGCCAUCGCCAUAUUCGCUGUGUGAUUGCCGCGGGGGCCUCUGUCUGUACCCCGUGUGCGCGCCUCAACCGAAAUAGCAACGGCUCGUCCGCACCUUAUGCCUUUGUAUGGGAUGAGCAGCAGGUCUGGGUGGAUGUUUCACAGCCAAUUCUGUUCGUCAACGAGGCCUCUCAUGGAUGGGAAGGAGAUGACCUUGUCCAUGAAAGCCCCGCCUCGAUCCCAGCAAACACCUCGGAAACAAAUCCAUCGCCUGGCCGGCAACUGACUACGCUGUCAGACAUCACGACGGGGUUCAAUUCGUCUUUCCAACGCGCUUCCAUUCACCAUGAGCUAGAACGGACUCAAACAAAUACUUCCAUGGCCUUGUCUCGGCGAGAGGUAUCUUUGAUGACACAUUUCAUCCAGAAACUCGCUCCAUGGGCAGAUAUAUGUGACCCUCAGUCGCACUUUAGCAGCGUCGUGCCUCGGCGUGCAAUGGAAAACCCCAUGGUCUUCAAGGCAGUGAUGGCUCUCGCGGCGCGGCACGACGCCAUUCUCACUAAGACAAAUGACUGGGAAGCCUCAUCCUACCUUGGGCAGUGCUUAGAAUUGCUCAUCGCAGCACUGGACCGUCCUGAACACACGUACGACGAUGAUCUGUUGGUGACGGUGGUCAUACUGCGCAUCUAUGAGGAGUUGGAAAACAACACGGAUGAAAAGUUUCACCUUCUCGGAUCCAACCAUCUUAUCAAUCUCAUGUCUCGCGCUGCCUCCUCAGGUGGAAUGGCCGAGGCUGUCAGCUGGCAGUUUUUGCGUCAGGCCAUCUACGCAUCCGUAGUACAGUAUCAACACUUUCAGUUGGACUUGCGCAAUUACGAGCGGUCAUUCAUGUUUCAACGGAACGAAGAUGCCGCAUUUGCCAACAUGAUCGUAUUUCAUUGCGCACAUAUCAUCCAAUUGUGCCGAAACUUUCCCAGACAGGCAGUCGAAGAAACUGCCUGGCACCAAAUUUCUGGAGCUGUAGACGAGUGGCACGGGAAAACAACCAUCCCCUGGCAGCCCAUUCGAUACCAGGCACCCGAUCUGACUGCGAAUCGCCCCUUUCCUGAAGUCUGGAUGAUGUCGGCCCCUGCUGUGGUGGGAAUGCAGUAUUAUCACACGGCUCGCGUCUUCCUCACAUUGACAGAUCCUCGAUCUUUUCAAAUGAACGAUUAUGCCAGAGCUCGAUUUCGGCACCAAGCCGAGAGAACUAUUGCUGCGCACGUUGCAACCGUUAUCGGUCUCUCUUUAUCGAAUGAGAGUGUCCAUAAUGCAUACUUUAUGGCCUGCCAUCUCCUUCACCGCUAUGGGCACUGUCUGCGACAUGCCGCCGAGCAAGAAGGAUCGCUGGAUUUCCUCGGUCGCGCUGAGCAUGUGCUGGGUUGGCGAACGGCAUGGAUCCGGGACGAGUUGGGGAAGCAGUGGGCCGAGAUGGCGGAUGUGUAG